AUGACAACACAAAUGGAAGAUGUUGAAGAAAAAGUUAUUAAUGAAGAAUAUAAAAUUUGGAAAAGACAUACACCAUUUCUUUAUGAUAUGGUUAUAACUCAUGCACUUGAGUGGCCAUCACUUACAGUUGCAUGGCUACCUGUAAAAACAUCACAACCAAAUAAACCAUAUAGUAUUGAAAAAGUUAUUUUAGGUACACAUACAUCAGAUGAAGAACAAAAUUAUUUAAUGGUAGCAAAAGUUCAUUUACCAGUUGACGAAGCUUCAAUUGAAUCUUUAAAAUAUGAUGAUACUAAAGGUGAGGUUGGUGGUAUUGGUAAUGUUUCAGAAAAAAUUGAAAUUAUUCAAAAGAUUAAUCAUGAAGGUGAAGUUAAUAGGGCAAGAGUUAUGCCACAAAAUCAUAGUAUUAUAGCAACUAAAACAGUAUCAUCAGAGGUUUAUAUAUUUGAUACAACCAAACAUCCAUUGGAACCAACACCUGAUGGUAAAUGUUCACCAAAUUUAAAGUUAACAGGUCAUAAGAAAGAAGGUUAUGGUAUAAGUUGGAAUCCAAGAAAGGAAGGUCAUCUUUUGAGUUGUUCAGAUGAUCAAUCAAUUUGUAUGUGGGAUAUUUCAGCAGCAUCAAAAUCAGAUUCCACUUUGGAUGCAUUAAACAUUUACAAUGGUCAUACAUCAAUUGUUGAAGAUGUAGCAUGGCAUUAUAUUCACGAUACAUUUUUUGGAUCAGUAGGCGAUGAUAAGAAACUUAUGAUUUGGGAUACUCGUACUGGAACAAAACCAAUUCACGUUGUUGAAGCACAUAAUAGCGAAGUCAAUUGUUUAUCAUUCAAUCCAUUUUGUGAGUUUUUAGUUGCAACUGGUUCAACCGAUAAGACCGUUGCUCUUUGGGAUAUGCGUAAUUUAGGUAAUCGUCUUCAUUCUUUAAUCUCUCAUACUGAUGAAGUGUUUCAAGUUCAAUUUUCACCACAUAAUGAAACGGUUUUGGCAAGUUGUGGUUCUGAUCGUCGUGUAAACGUUUGGGAUCUCUCUAGAAUAGGUGAAGAACAAAACAAUGAAGAUGCUGCCGAUGGUCCACCAGAACUUUUAUUCAUUCAUGGUGGUCAUACUAGUAAAAUUUCAGACUUUUCUUGGAAUCCAAAUGAUCCUUGGUCAAUUGCUUCCGUUGCUGAAGAUAAUAUUCUUCAAAUUUGGCAAAUGGCUGAAAAUAUUUAUAAUGAUCGUGAAGAUGAUCUUGAAAAUAGUAAAGUUACAAAUGCUCAAAUUGGUGAAUGA
Dictyostelium discoideum AX4 is the source of this 1272-nucleotide messenger RNA. RefSeq names its product WD-40 repeat-containing protein (gene rbbD). The record is from RefSeq and is a predicted model, not a curated record. Gene Ontology annotation, cellular component: nucleus. The coding region runs from base 1 to 1272 and encodes 423 amino acids. The transcript is spliced from 2 exons. NCBI's taxonomy places the organism in Eukaryota, Evosea, Eumycetozoa, Dictyosteliales, Dictyosteliaceae.